UACCUGCUAUUUUACAAUCUGUCAAAGGGACAUUUGUUCUCAGAAAAGACAGAAAGAUGUUUUGUACUUCGGGCUCUGUUUGCCUCCAGGAUUCGCGCCGGUCUAAUCAUGUGACGUUAAAGGCAGCAGCAAGAGUCUGCGGUCAUCUUUAGUUUUCUUAAUAAAAGCGACAUAAACGCCUUUAAAAUCACCAAAACCAAUCUGUUUGAAUAGACGAAUACCCAAAAUAAAUGCCCGUACCUAUUUGUUUUCCCUUCACCUUAGACAGCUGUGUAACAAUCUGAGCACAUGCUAGCUCGAUUGAACCAACAUUCUCCCCUGCUGAAGCUGGGGCGCAGCAGCAGCGUAGGAGCCACUGAUCCGACGAUCAUUUCCGACAACCCCGUAUGGAUUUAACAGUGCAUGCGUUGCCGCUUGAUGUUUCACAAGUGGAUGAUCACAAAUUAUGUUGAGGAUGGGGGAACAUUGUGACCGUACAAACGUCUUGAAAUGUGGUGUCCCUUUGGAGGCCUCAGUUCUCUGAUUUGGAUUAUUCCUAGCCAGCAGCUUCUUCAGGCCUACUAACCAUAGGUGUGUUUCUCCAUGGACACUCUGCUGAAGUCAGAGCUCAGACAGGAAGGGAGUACCGCUUCUGUGAAGGUGGAGGGUCUGUCCACGUCUGCUCUGAUUAAAAGCUUGUCUACCAGAGUCAUGCUGUCCAACCAUCUUUUACCAAAAGGGACCAAGAUGAGGGUCAACCUGGAAGAUCAGGGUCGCCAGAAAGUGUCCUUCAGCUUCUCGCAGACAAAAAAGCCGCUGCAGAGUUCAUUCUUCAUAUCUGCAAGUCCUGAUACGACUGUGGCUGAACCUCACAAUGCCUCAUCACAGUCCAUCUUGGACAAAGUGGGAAAGAACACAGAAAACCAAACGGAGCAGAAGCAAACUGUCUUGGUGCCGGCUUCUACACCAGAGACACGUUCUCAAACAUCAGUGUCCUCCUCAACUAGACUAAAAAAAAAUUUAGGAAAGAUGCAUUUUAAGAAGCAAAUUCUCAGUGUUUCUGUUACUGAAGAGAAACCAAAGCCUGAUUCAUCUGAAGAGCUGCUCACCUCUGAAUCUGAGGUUCUUCAGAUCUCCAGUAGUGACACUGAACUUCCAGCUCCCCCGUCUGAGAACAUUAUUAUUGACAGCCCCUCUAAAAAUGCAACCACUGAAGCCUCUGAGACAAAAGAAGAUCCCAACCUCAAGAAGCCAGCUUCUUCCUCCGGAAAAGAUGGUGAUAGUUCCAGCUGUACUGAUCAGGAUUUCAACGUGUACAAAAGGAAAACCAGGUCACAGUCAGACAGUGCUACUCCUUGCUCUGAACCAGACGGAGACGUAACCAACGUGUCUUCCAUCCACAAAUCAAAUGAUUCAAAAAGCAAAACAAACUCUGACAGCAGGAGCAAAGAGGCAAAAAGGUCUUCCUCUAAUUCACAUGCUGGGGAAAAAGAGAAAAAUUCCUCCAAGCGCACAGAGACUCAAGAAACGUCUUCUAGUUACAACAAAUCUGAUCGCGAUUCUAGAAUCACUUCCUCUCGCUCAUCUCGUUCGGACAAAGAUCGCAGGAGGUCCAGGUCAAGGUCGCGUUCUAGAUCGAGAGGUUCCCGGACAAGUUCGUCUCUCUCCAGAUCUGAGAGGUCCAGGUGUGACAGAGUAUCUCGCUCGGAAAGAUUGUACUAUCAUGAAUCUGAUCGGCGAUCCCACAGGAGUUCUCCACGCAGGGAGAAAAGGCGUUCUCGCUCUCGGACGGAAAGAACUCGGUACAGUUCUGACUCUGAAGACGACCACAGGAAAACAAGGACCAGGACAGGUGGCUCCAGCAGGUCGUCUAACUACUCGCAUAAAGUAUCGCAAUCAUCUUCCUACUCGAGAUCCGAAAAAUCGUCGAAAUCUUUGGCCUCUCCACACAGUUCAGAGAUUGAUAAAAGGACACAGUCAUCAAAGUCUGAAAGGACUUCAAAGCGUUCCUCAGACUCUGACUCUCAACAUAGGUGCUCGCCUGAUUUGGAUUCUAGUAACCGCAAAUCUAGCAGUCAUCACAAAUCUGAAACCAGUACAAAGUUCUCUUCUUCCAGUACAUAUAGCAAGUCCCAAUUACGUGACAAGCACAGAAAAAACAGCUCUUGUGAUUCUGAGGGAGAAUAUAAGGCAAAAAGCCAGCCCUAUGACAAAAAUUCAAGUUCCCUGGAGAAAAGUAAAGACUUUCAAGAGAAAACCAGUAGAUCAGAUUCAAAACAAGUAACUCCCUCUAGAUCCUCGGUGAAGUCCCCAAGACAUCACAGACAGUCUGAUGACAUGUUUCACAGUCCUGCCAAAGCACCAUCAUGUGCAACCACAACAGAAUUUAGUCCUCUGACGGAAAGGGAAAAAUCCGAUUCAGAGCCAGGUGAGGAUGCACGGGAAGGUGUUAAGGAGAUGGUCUUAUCUACCGAAGAAAGUUUGCCAGAAUCUUUAGGCAAGACAGAGCAAGAAACAAAAGCAGUACUUGAAUUAGAAAUGCAAAAUGCCUCAGCUACAACCCCGAUUGAAGACCUAAUGCCUGUAGGCAUCACUCUGGAAAACGUAUGCAAUGUGAAGGCUAGUGAGCCAGAUGUGAACUUAAAUGCAACUGUUGUAAAUUCAGGUAAAAGUGAAGAUAGUUCACUCUGUGAAAAAGAUGAAAGAGUGCUAAAACCCUCUCUUGAUGCUACAGAAACAAACAUCACACAUGAAAUCCAGCUAAACACUAAUACAGAGAUUGUUGAAUCAAAUGAAGUUCUGGCAGCUGAGAAGCAAUCUGACCCACACAAAUCGGAUUUGUCCUGUCUAGAAGCUGAAAGUCAGCUUUUGGUAGGACAGCAAAGUAAAGAUGGCACCAAAAAGAGUGCCUGCACUACCAGAAAGUCUCGGUGGGACAUUGUUGGGCAAGACCUGUGUGAAAGCGGUAAUUCAAACAGGGCCAUUUGUGCAGAUAGUAAUCUUAGUCCCAAAAAAGUAAUAUCCUUCAAAAAAAUUGAGUUUUCUAAAGACUGUGCCCAACAGGACUUGGACAGUAAAGGUAAUAUUCAGUCCAGAGAUGCUAAACAUUCCAGCUUAGAGCUGGAUGCCUCUUUAGUGACCUUCAAGUGUGAAGACCAAAGUAAGCCUUCACAAGCAAGCACCAGCAUUGACCGCUGUGACUUAAAUCGUGCUACUUCUCAAAAACCAAACACAGAUGACCCUCCACCCGUUAACAAUCAAAUAUCCCAGGUCCACUCAGCUGCAUUAGGACACAUCCAGAGCAGUGAUGCCUGUGACAGUAAAUCGAAGGAGAGCACUCACAGUAGCAAAUCAGAUACAAGAACACUCAUCAAUCAGGAUGUGUUGGCGACUCCCAGUGAUGCCAGUGAUAGCGACAACUCUGCGUAUGACUCGGAUUGCGACAAGGCUAUAAAACAGUUUCACUCUGUAGUAGUAGUACCCAAGCAUUCCUCCCUGACAAAAGACGUUGAGGAUGGGCACGCCUCUUUGUGUACUCCUUUACAUUUAUCAGAACUGCACAACGCCCAGAUGGGAACAGCAAACCAAGCUACCGCACAACAAACACAGCCCACGACAACUAGUUUAGUCGAGUUUCCUCAUAUCAGUGUGCUUUGUCAGUCCCAGAGCAACAUGAUUGAUAGCACCAGUCACUCAGAAGGUUCCAGCACCGUCAGUGGUCAGCUCUUUGUAGCUGAUCACAACGGUCCCCAAGGAGGUGCCACAGAUUCAACCCCUUUGCUCGAUAAUUCCAGACAAUGUGAGCAAAGUCUGAAGCAACAUGAGAUAAGCAGUCAAGGCGAGCAGGUGCACUUGCAGUACCAGCCUAAUACCUUCUCUGACAAUUUGAACAAGAUGAGUUUCAGUCUGGCCUGGGAUUUUUCUCAACCAGAACAGCCAACUAGUACAUGCCAGCAGCCCGAUAGCAGCCAUGGGGCACAGUUAAACACUAAAGCAACAGCAGAUGAUUCCAAGGAGCCAGAGCAGAGACUAAGUAUUCACUCCGGUACACACCAGUCACCAAACAUGCAAACUAUCAAAAGACUCUACCUCCAUACACAUGAACAUUAUCAGGAACCUUCAGGUGAAAUCCACCCAGACUCGCUCACUAAUGACCAUGACGACUACAGUGUAGAAAAGUCAUCGGGUCACAGUAAAGCACUAAACACUCCAGGGUCAGCGAGCUCAGUGCAAGGUCAUGAAAUCAGCAGCAACAGCAGGGGCUCUGCUGUGUUCGACCCACCUAGAGAGGACAAUCUGAGGCCCCACAGAGGCAGAGGACCACCCAAGAAAAGGCGUCCGGAAAUCGAGUCGGAUUCGGACAAUGAGGCAGAAGCUGGACCGUCGGGAAAGAGGGAGCGUCAAGGAGAUGUUGCCGUCUCUAAGGAAGCUCCCGUAAAAGCUGAGGCGGACAGACCAUCGCUCACUCUACGCAACUUUCAAGAUGCAAGCAGAUGGAAAGACUUGGCCAAGACUAAAAAGAUGCCCCCUUACUUUGACUUAAUUGAGGAGAACAUGUACCUAACUGAGAGAAAGAAAAGCAAGUCUCAUCGAGAUAUCAAGAGGAUGCAAUGCGAGUGCCCAGUGCUGUCACGAGAGGACCGUGCAAAAGGGGUGAUGGCAUGUGGGGAAGACUGUUUAAACCGGCUGCUGAUGAUUGAGUGCUCCUCGCGGUGUUUGAAUGGAGCCUAUUGCUCUAACCGUCGCUUUCAGAUGAAGCAGCAUGCAGACUUUGAGGUCAUCCUCACAGAAGACAAAGGCUGGGGCCUGCGUGCAGCUAGAGACUUGGUUCCAAACACGUUUGUCCUGGAGUACUGUGGCGAGGUGUUGGACCACAAAGAGUUCAAAACAAGAGUGAAAGAAUAUGCUCGCAGCAAGAACAUCCACUACUAUUUCAUGGCACUAAAGAAUAAUGAGAUCAUUGAUGCAACAUUGAAGGGUAAUUGCUCACGGUUCAUGAACCACAGCUGUGAGCCAAACUGUGAGACCCAAAAGUGGACUGUUAAUGGCCAGCUUCGAGUCGGGUUCUUCACCACUAAGGCUGUCACUACAGGAACCGAACUAACAUUUGAUUAUCAGUUUCAGAGAUAUGGGAAAGAAGCACAGAAAUGCUUCUGUGGGGCACCCAGCUGCAGAGGCUUCCUCGGUGGGGAGAACAGAGUUAGUGUUCGAGCAGCUGGGGGGAAGAUGAAGAAAGACCGCAGCCGAAAGAGUGCUCUCACCACGGUGGAUGAGGAGCUGGAGGCCUUGCUGGAGAAUGGAGAAGGCCUGUAUGAUGAGAAACAGGUGGUGUCUCUGUGCAGAUUAAUGGUCCGAGUGGAAACCAUGGAGCAGAAACUCCUCUGCCUCAAGCUCAUACAGGACACCCAGAAUCCAUCGUGCCUGAAGCAGUUCUUGGAUCAUCACGGGUUGUCCUUGUUGUGGAUCUUUAUGGUGGAGCUCUCUGAAGCUAAAGGCAACAGUGCUAAUAACACCAAACUGCAGGUAGAGAUCAUGAAGACCUUGGCUGUGCUCCCCAUCUCGACAAAGAACAUGCUUGAAGAGAGCAAAGUCCUGACCCUCAUCCAGCGGUGGGCCCAGAUAAAAACCCUCCCUCAGCAGGCUGAGAUGGAUGGAUACUCCAGUGAGAACACCUCCCGGGCCCAAACUCCUCUCAAUACUCCCGACGGCUCCUCCUCAAAACUGGUUCCAGAACUGGACGGCGACACUUCCAAACCUGCUGUUUACAGACGCCUUAAAAUCAUCAGUGAAAACAGUCUGGACAGCGCUCUUUCUGACGCUAGCAAAGCAUCCGACGGGAAGGAGGAUGAAGAGGAGGAGGAGGAAGCUGAAAACGUAAACCCAGAUCCUCCCGAUGGAGCAAGCUUGAAGGAUGAACACUUGAGCGAAGCUGCAGAUCCAACAAAGGAGUCCGUGGAGGAGUUGGGGAAAGAAGUGUCAAAACAGGACAAGCUAGAAACGAGUUCAGGCAGUCUACAACAACCUCAAGAUGUGGACAUGAACAAUGAAGCAGAGUUUGAUUUGAAAAUUGAGGAGACAAAAGAGGGUCAGACAGAUGAAAUCCAGACUUCAAAAGUUCCAUGUGAAGCACAGGUGAGUGAAGAAAAGUCAGACAGCCAAAACAUGCCAGAAAUGCCUGAAUCAGAAGGAAAUCUAUCCUCAAUUAAAGCGGACGAGUCAGAGAGUCAGCCCAACCAAACAGUUUCUGUAGAUGUCCCAACUGAGCAGCCAUCAGAGGCAAAGGAGAUGGACAAAGAAACGCAGGAGGUUGAGAAACCUCCAAGCACUGAGCCCCACCCUGAUGAAUCUGCCACAGAAGCUCCACCAAACUCUGAGACCCCAGAGGCACCUGUCCCCUCAGAGGUGACGACAAUGCAGGUGGAACCGUCAGUGAUAGGAACUCCCUCUCAGGAUGAAGAGGAUGGAGUGUCAGAUGUGGAGAGCGAGAGGAGUCAGGAGCCCCAGCUCAGUGUUCUGGACAUAAGUGGCAUGGCUGCCAGGCUUCUGGAAAGUUGGAAGGAUCUGAAGGAGGUGUACAGGAUACCAAAGAAGAGUCAGGUGGAAAAGGAAGCAAGAGAUCGCAGCCGUGAUCGCGACUUGGCUUUGACCCCGCGCACCACCUCUGGCAGCCGGGAACGUGAACGAGAGCGAGAGAAGGAAAGGGAGCGUGACAGGGAGCGAGAUUACGACAGAGACAGGGAUCGAGAUCGAGAUCGAGAUCGGGAUCGGGAUCGAGAUCGGGACAGGGACCGAGAGCGGAGCCGAGACCGAGAUCGACCCUCAGACAAAACCCCUCGCAGCUCUGAGCGACGGAGAAGACGCUCACAGUCUCCCCCUCCCUUACUCUAUGAGAGGAGCAGCCGGCGUAAUGAAGAGCGGUUUGACUCCUCGAGCAGCAAGACACAAAGAGGAGUUGGCGGAAAGGAGCGCAACAAACUAUCUACAGAGGAGCGCAGAAAACUCUUUGAACAGGAAGUUGCUCAGCAGGAAGCUCAGAAGCAACAACAGCUUCAACAACAACAGCAGCAGCAGCUCCAAACUAUGACUUAUGAUCCUCUGGUCUAUGGCUCCAGCCCCGGCUUCAUCACCUAUCCCCCAGGAUACCCUAUGCAGACUUUUGUGGAUCCCACCAACCCCAAUGCUGGCAAAGUCCUCCUUCCCACCCCUGCAGUUGAGCCUGGCCUCACCUAUGAACAGACUCCUCCUCAGCGCCUUGCCUCAGACCUCAGCCUACCCUCGCCAUCCUCCACCUCCCAGGCACCUCCAAUUUCUAAUGUCUCCCAGCACAUCACCACCACCAACCUUACCACAGUUAACCCCCAGCAGUACACGCAGCCAACUGUUGCAACCCAGGAGGCAGGAGUAGCUGUGCUCUCUGUCCCGGCCCCAACGGCCCCUCAGGUACAAGGUCAGCAGAGCUACACCACUCUCUGGGAUCCCACCACCCAGCAGGCGGUGACGGUGCAGACGCAGCCAGCACAGCAGUACGCCACAGCUCCAGGACAGGCUCAGACACAGACGGCCAUUUACUACCAAGGCCAGCCAUGCCAGGCUAUCUACAGCAUCCCCACUGCCUACCCUCAGGCCAACCCUCCCGUUAUACAGGCUUACAGUGAACCCACAGCCAGCUACCUGCACGGCCAGCCGGUGUAUCCUGGUCAUCAGCAGGGAGUGGUGGUGCAGCAAGGGGGCACGGUCACCACCAUUGUCACAUCCCAAACUGUCCAGCAGGAGAUGAUUGUACCCAACAAUGUGAUAGACCUGCCUCCUCCUUCUCCCCCUAAACCCAAAACCAUCGUCCUACCUCCUAACUGGAAAGUGGCCCGAGACCCUGAAGGAAAGAUCUACUACUACCAUAUUGUCACAAGGCAGACGCAGUGGGAUCCACCCACCUGGGAAGGCAGCGGCGACAACACGAGUGUGGACCAUGAAUCUGAGAUGGACCUGGGAACACCAACCUACGAUGAGAAUCCUUCUAAGUUCUCCACAAAGACGGCCGAAGCAGACACUUCUAGUGAAUUGGCUAAAAAAAGUAAAGAGACAUUUCGCAAAGAGAUGUCCCAGUUCAUUGUGCAAUGCCUGAAUCCUUACCGGAAGCCGGACUGCAAAUCUGGACGCAUCAGCAACACGGAGGAUUUUAAACACCUGGCUAGAAAGCUAACUCACGGAGUCAUGAAUAAGGAGUUGAAAGCCUGCAACAACCCUGAGGACCUCGAGUGCAAUGAGAAUGUGAAGCACAAGACUAAGGAGUACAUCAAAAAGUACAUGCAGAGGUUCGGCUCCGUGUACAGGCCCAAGGAGGACACGGAGGUGUACUGACCGGAUCGAGCCACAGAUGUUCCGGUUGCCACUGCGCUCACACUGGAGAAGCACAGUUUUGCCUUCCCGUUCACUCCUUCAUGUACGUUCUGGACAGUGAAGUAGUUUUUUUUCAUUUUGUAUUUAUGUCAAAGAAUUUGCACUGCUGCCCAGGAACCUCUCCAGGCUUUGUGAAACGCACAGAAGGCCUAAUGAUUCAAGACUUUCAGGUGGCUCGCGUGAUGACACAGAGGGGUGCUACGAAGACAAAUAUGUUCACUGACUGCCUCACUUUUAGCUUUUUUUUUUGGCUCUUAAAUGUUCCUGAGAUAAUCACCUCUUUUUCAGUUUUUAAACUCUUACAGCCCUUAAUGAGGAUUAUUUAAUUAAAAAAAGAGUCAGUGGAACUUUGUAUGGUUUGAAAAUGGAUAGUCCUGACCCCCUCUCUUCUCAACCCAGUUCCACUGACUAAAUAUCUGGUGCUGCUUUUAACUGGGCUGCUGAGGUUCAAGCUCUCACUGUCUAAACCAUGAAAAUCCCCUCUUACUUCACCAUAAAAGCCUGCAGCCUCCUUUGUUUUAAGAAUGCAUGUAUAAGCCAAGGUCCGAGUGGUAUCCUGAUGGAAAUUCCUAGCAAUGUGCCCUCACUGGGAUGAACUUGUACUUACAGUCCACUGAGGGAUCAGCCAAGGACAAGCAGGUUGGAGAAGGGGUUGGGGAUCAGUAUUUACUUGAUUUUUUUAUUAAUUUAAAACCAUAGCAGGGUUGAAAGUCAUUGAUUGGUGUGCUAUUUAAACCGAGGGACAGUUUUUAAUCCCCAUCUUUAUUCAACCCCUUUCCCACAACCUGCUUUGCUCCGUCUUCUCACAGGAAUACUAAAAAAUGAAGUUUGUAGCAUUGCAGUUUUAACAGUUGCUAAAACGUUGUGUGCUUUGGGUAUUUUUACUAGCUAGUUCUUAUAUUUAAGACCCUUGGUGUGGUCUACUUUGCUCCAUGGACUCAUUAAUUUUCCAUAUUUUUACUGUUGACGGUAAAGGUUUGUUCUCUAGCAUUAGAUCACGACUUUCUCACAGCCCAUUAAAUUGCAUUAAACAAAGUUCCAACAUAUGUAAAUUGCUUUAUAUGUGAAUAUAUUGAAUAAUAGUUUUGGGAAUGUUUAAAUGAGCAAACAUUUGUAAAAGGACUAUCAUUUCUUGAAUAAAGUGUAAAUAAUACAUAAAACAAAAUUACCAAAGCUGUUUGUAGGACUGAAGGGCCCACGAGCACAGGGAGCCCACCCAUCCUCGCCAGCUGAGUCCUCCUGAUGCAGUUCCCACUUCAGCCUGUCUAACUCAGUUUUCGUUAUUUUUUCACUGGACAGGGAGGUAAACAUGUUUUUUUUUCUGUUAUUGUUGGUGGUGUUUUUUAUUAUUAUUUUUCUAUGUAAAAAGUACCACCCUUCUCUACUGUAAGUAUUGUGUAAGCACAUUGUCAUACCGAGUGUACAAACAUUUUAAAAGAUAAUAAACUUUUUUUUUUGUAAAA
This is a messenger RNA of Girardinichthys multiradiatus, 9839 nucleotides long. RefSeq names its product SET domain containing 2, histone lysine methyltransferase (gene setd2). Bases 583 to 8337 code for a protein of 2584 amino acids. Gene Ontology annotation, biological process: regulation of DNA-templated transcription. NCBI's taxonomy places the organism in Eukaryota, Metazoa, Chordata, Actinopteri, Cyprinodontiformes, Goodeidae. Gene Ontology annotation, molecular function: histone H3K36 methyltransferase activity; protein binding. The record is from RefSeq and is a predicted model, not a curated record. The transcript is spliced from 22 exons. Gene Ontology annotation, cellular component: chromosome; nucleus.